Messenger RNA from Adineta steineri, 3579 nucleotides. The record is from the annotation of a GenBank genome assembly. NCBI's taxonomy places the organism in Eukaryota, Metazoa, Rotifera, Eurotatoria, Adinetida, Adinetidae.
AUGGAUAAUCAAGGUAUACAAAUUGAUGAAGAAUUACAAAAUAAUGAUGAGCUGACUAUUGAAAAAGAGAUGCCAGUUCGUCAAGAUUCAAUAAUUGAUCUUUGGGCUACAGUAGAUAAAUCACGUCUUGAACAAGAUAUUCAUAUAGUUCCACUCGAUCAAGUCUUUACACGUUUUCAUACUGAUCCACGCAAUGGUUUAUCAGAUAAUUUUGUAUCCGAUAGUCGUGCUCAAUAUGGUAGUAAUAAAAUUACACCACCCAAACAACCAUGUUACUUUUGGCUUUUAUUUAAAGAACUAUUUAUGGGAUUUAAUUGUAUUCUUUGGUUUGGUGGCAUUUUAGCUUUUUUAGCUUAUAAACCAUUUGGUGAGCCUAAUCCAUCAAUAACAAAUUUAGCCUUAGGUGUUGUUUUAAUUUUGGUUAUUACAUGUAAUUCAAUUCUUAAUGUUUAUCAACAAUUAAAAUCAAUUAAAAUUGUUGCGGCAUUUUCGAAACUAUUACCAAUAUUAACUACUGUACGACGAGAUGGAAGACAACAACAAAUUCUUACAGAUGAACUUGUUCCAGGCGAUAUUAUACUUGUUCGAAUGGGCGAUAAAUUACCAGCAGAUUGUCGUUUUAUAUCAUGUGAUGGUCUUAAAAUAAAUACAUCAGAAUUAACCGGUGAAUCGAAACCAAUUUCAGUAACAGUUCAAUGUACGAAUACAAACUUCAUGGAAUCAACUAAUAUUGGAUUCUAUUCAUCAAUGGUUGAACAAGGUACAGGCGAAGCAGUUGUUAUUGCUAUUGGUGAUAAUACUGUAUUAGGUAAAAUGUCGAAAUUAACUCGUGGAAGUUCAGGUGAUGAAAUCACUGGUUUACAUCGUGAAGUGAAUCGUUUUGUUUUAUUUGUUAUACUUUCCACAAUAAUAGCUAUUAUUAUCUUAUGGAUAACAUGGAUAUCAUGGUUAAAUUAUGAUCAUUAUGGAUUUGUUACAUUUAAUGCAAAUAUUGUUAAUUCAAUUGGGAUGAUUGUUGGCUUUUUACCAGUAGGUUUACCAUCUGCUGUUACUCUUGUUUUAACAAUUGUUGCCAAACAAAUGUAUAGACAACGUGUACUUGUUAAAAGUUUACAAAUAGUUGAAACAUUUAAUUCUGUUUCUGUUAUUGCAACUGAUAAGACAGGUACAUUAACACAAAAUAAAAUGACUGUUACUCAUUUAUUAUGGGAUACACAAAGUGUUUAUGAAGUUCCUCUACCUCAACCUCAAAUAACUCAAGAAGAAACUAUAUUUCAGACAAUUCGUCGUCUUUCAACAGAUGUUGUCGAAACAGCUCGUCGACUUUCUAUUGAUGCAGCUACAAUGGUACGAAAAUUAUCAUUAGUUAAUAUCAAUCAAACACAACCAAUGGCAUCAUGUACUGAUAAAAAUCGAAUAAAUAAAAUUUCAAGUGAAGCAAGUGAAAUUCAAAUACAAGCAUUUCGUGAUCUUUUACUUGGUGCAUCACUUUGUAAUAAUGCUGAAAUUCAAUUAGUACAAGAUACACAAAUUGGACAAGAUUUAUCGAAAAUGAAAUCGGAAUUACGUGUUGUUGGUGAUGCAGCCGAUACUGCUCUUUAUAAUCUUUGUACAGAACGAUGUUUAGUUGAUAUUGAAAAAGUACGCGAAGUUAAUCCACGUUUAAAAGUUUUACCAUUUAAUUCAACAAAUAAAUUCAUGAUUUCAGCGAAUCAAUUAGAAACAAUUGAUUCAUCAAUAUCAGAACAAGAUCGAACUGUUUUAAUAACUCUGAAAGGUGCACCUGAUAUCGUUAUUCAACGAUGUUCAACAUAUAAAAAAAAUAAUGAUGAAAUUGCAUUAUUAGAUAUUGAUAUUAAAAAAAUGUUAUUCAAUCGACAAGAGGAUUUAGGUAAAAAUGGUAAUCGUGUUAUUGCAAUGUGUCAACGAGAAUUAACUCGACAACAAUAUGAUAAUAUGAUGAAAAAUUAUAAUGAUAAACAACGAUCACAAUUAUUAGAAGUUAAUAAUGAAGAUUUAAAUGGAUUUCCAUCAGAUAAUUAUUGUUUUAUUGGUCUUUUCUCAUUACUUGAUCCACCUCGACCUGAAGUACCUGAUGCUGUAUUAAAAGCGCGUCGUGCACAAAUUCGUAUAGCAAUGGUUACUGGCGAUCAUCCGACAACAGCUAAAGCUAUUGCUAAACAAGUUCAUAUCUUAACACCUGAAAUUAUCGAUAUGAAUGGUAUUGAUACAUUUAAAUUAGAAAAAAAUUCAAAUGGUGAAUCUAUAUUAAAUCUAUAUCGUAAUGAUAGAUUAAUUCGACAACAUCCACCGGGUGAAGUAAAACGAAUUGAUUCUCUUUCAAAAAAUGCUAGAGAUAUGAUACGACGAGCAUCAAUAGUAGCUGGUGAUAUUGAAUAUCGACAACCACCAUGGUAUCAACGAUUAUGGAAAUCUUGUAAGAAUCAAAUUCAAGAACCAAAAACAGACAUUGAACCAACACAAAAAAUGGAAUAUAUUCCAUAUGCUAUUGUUGUAACUGGUGCUGAUAUUAAUUAUAUGGAUGAUAGUAUGUGGGAUUGGGUAUUAUCACAUCAAGAACUUGUUUUUGCACGAACAUCACCAGAACAAAAAUUACGUAUUGUUAUGGAAUUUCAACGACGUGCUGAAAUUGUUGCUGUAACAGGUGAUGGAACAAAUGAUGCACCUGCACUUAAAUGUGCUCAUCUAGGUGUUGCUAUGCAAUCUGGUACUGAAGUAUCAAAAGAAGCAGGUGAUAUGAUUUUAUUAGAUAAUAAUUUUUCAUCAAUUAUUCAAGCAAUAGAAACAGGUCGUUUAUUAAGUGAUAAUUUAAAAAAAGUCGCUAUUUAUUUAUUACCUGGUGGUUCUUGGUCUCAAAUUUGGCCUGUAUUUUUUAAUUUAUGGUUUGGUAUGCCUCUAGCUCUUUCUGCUUUUUUAGCGACCGUCUUUUGUAUGAUUAAUGAUGUAUUUAUGUCACUUGCUAUGGUAACAGAAAAACCAGAACGUGAUAUUAUGUCUCGACCACCAUCGAUUCGUUCAAAAGAUCAUCUAUUAAAUUUCAAACUACUUUUUCAUGCUUAUAUGCUUGUUGGUAAUUUCGAAUGUUUUACAGGAUUCUUUUGUUUUUGUUAUUAUUGGAUUGAUAAUGGUGUACCAUUCUAUUCAUUUAUGUUUACAUUUGAAAAUUUUGGUAUCAAUCCUAAAACUCCAUAUACACCUGAAGAAUUAAUUAUAAUGACAUAUGUUUCACAAUCAGUAUAUUAUUGUUCAGUAUGUUUAUUUCAAUUUUUUAAUUAUUUUGCAACACGUACACGAUAUGCAUCAUUAUUUGAACAUAAUCCAUUUUGGGGUAAAGGUAAAAAUUGGUAUGUCUUUGGUGCUAUGAUUAUAUCAGCUGGCGUUCAAAUAAUCAUAACACAAAUUGGAUGGUUCAAUCAAGUUUUUAGUACAGGUCGUGUACCUGUAAAAUAUAUUAUGCCAACAUUAGGAUUUGGUAUGCUUUGGUUAAUUAUUGAUGAAUUAAGAAAAUUGUGUAUAAGAAAAUAUCCACGUAGUUUUAUUGCAAAAAUUGCAUGGUAA